CCAGAGGAAGGAGGGCCAACGGAAGAGCAGUCUAAAUUCCAGUCGAUAGGAAUUCAGGUGGAGGAUGAGCGAUGUCCUGGGGAAGAUCCGCAGUGCAGUGGGGAGUGCCCAGCUGCUUAUGUCCCAGAAGUUCCAGCAGUUCCGGGAGCUGUGUGAGGAGAAUCUGAACCCAAAUGCACACCCACGGCCCAUCUCCCAAGACCUGGCAGGGUUCUGGGACAUGCUCCAGCUGUCAAUCGAGAACAUUAGCCUGAAGUUUGAUGAACUCCACCAACUUAAAGCCAACAACUGGAAUCCUUUGACCCCGCCAGAAAUUCAGGAGAGAAGGAUGCCCCCUCCUGUGCCAAAGAAGCCCCUGAAGGGCCACCACCCUCCACUGGCUAGGGACCGCUCGCUGGAGAGCUCUGAGCGCCAGCGUCUGGAGGCUCGUAAACGCCUGCUAGCUGCCAAACGUGCCGCGUCGGUUCGGCAGAGCUCUGCUACAGAGAGCGCAGACAGUAUUGAGAUCUAUAUCCCAGAGGCUCAGACCAGACUAUGAGACGCGCAAAUGCAUGUACCCACACACAUGCUCAAUACACUGUCCCAUGCACUCUAUAGCACUGAAUGGUAAGGUUAGGGUGCUAACACAACAUAAUUACAUCUUUUGCGGACUAUCCAGAUCACUGUGCGGUCAGUCACAAUGGAAGAAAAACACGAAAUGUACAUUUAUAGUAUUUAUUUAUUUAUUUAUUACCCCCAAACCCAGUUCCCAAAUUUUAUUCUCCCAGCUUUAAUGUAGCAGUCCCUCCUCUUCCUGUACCUCCACCUGCCCCUCACUGUCAAAGAAGUAUCUUAUAAAUCCCUUUCUUUAAGUGGCCUAAUAUUGCAAAGUAAGCCAGGUGUAGCACAGCAGUGAUGCUUCACGUUAUUAUAUUCCAGGUGCCGAGAAUCAGAGGAAAACAAGAAGAGAGCAUGCAUGUGGAAUGUGUGUAUGUAUGUAUAUGCAGCACACACAACAAGUGUUUUAUUUGGUCUGAUCUGCAGCUCAGAUCAAAUGUAUUAAAUCAAAUGGAGACACCAGACCUCACAUAUUGACUCAUA
Molecule: messenger RNA, 1080 nt
Organism: Perca fluviatilis (European perch)
Lineage: Eukaryota; Metazoa; Chordata; Actinopteri; Perciformes; Percidae
Product: disks large-associated protein 1-like
Biological process (GO): signaling
Cellular component (GO): glutamatergic synapse; postsynaptic specialization
Molecular function (GO): molecular adaptor activity
Source: RefSeq, a predicted model, not a curated record